This is a messenger RNA of Staurois parvus, 299 nucleotides long. The record is from the annotation of a GenBank genome assembly. NCBI's taxonomy places the organism in Eukaryota, Metazoa, Chordata, Amphibia, Anura, Ranidae.
AACCCCUUUGCGCUGGCCGCACACAAAUGUGCGGCCUCCCGGCGACUUGGCCUAGACGCCGAGCGGCCGCACAUUUGCGUCCAUGUAACUAAAUACAUAUGUGCUGAGAGCGUGCGCCCUGCGCGCUCCCAGCACACAUGUGUGGUACUCACGGAAAGGUCCCGAUCUCCUCUUGUGAUCAUGACCUUUACCAAUCAUGUAACCGCCGUGGUUCGCUGUCACAUGACCCUAAAACCCUGCCCGCCUCCCGGCUUCUGAAACCCUUAAAGGGCCGGGAGGCGCUGGUGCCAAGGGGUUAA